Messenger RNA from Nematostella vectensis (starlet sea anemone), 2859 nucleotides. RefSeq names its product golgin subfamily A member 5. Gene Ontology annotation, cellular component: Golgi membrane; Golgi cisterna. The transcript has 17 exons. The record is from RefSeq and is a predicted model, not a curated record. Lineage: Eukaryota; Metazoa; Cnidaria; Anthozoa; Actiniaria; Edwardsiidae. Gene Ontology annotation, biological process: Golgi organization; retrograde transport, vesicle recycling within Golgi. The coding region runs from base 193 to 2352 and encodes 719 amino acids.
AUCUUGGCGAAGCCUAUGCGCAGACUUCGUGACACGUAUAUUCAAGAUGGCGGCUGUUUAUUUGUGAUGUUGGCAAUCUGAAAAAAAGGGAAAUUCAAAUGUUUUUACUCAGAGAAUAAUAUCACCUGUGAUAUCGCUGCAAUACAUAUCUGUACCAGGUGAGGUUGUACUUGGGAAUGUUCCAGCCGUAAGAUGUCCUGGUUCUCUGAGCUAGCAGUGAAGGCUGAAUCCCUUCUGGAGAAAGUUGAUAAUACCGCAGCAAAUGUUCUCACCAAAGAGGAGCAACAAGGGUAUUUUAGGAAUAUCCCUCUAGAUGUCCCUGAGUCUGGCGAUGAAGGUGUAUCACAGCCACCAGCAGAUUUGAGUUCCUCAUCCACUAGGGUCAAAGACACAAGUCAGAUAGGGCCAUCUGCACCUACAAGGCCACGCCUCCCUGUUUCAACCCCAAGGCAGCCACCACCCAAGCCUAGAGAAAAGACAGAUGAUCUGUUGUUUGAAUUUCUAAACAGCAAUGCUCCGUCUGCCAAGGAAAAAAAGCGUUCCUCUUUGGAUAGUCCAAACUCGAUAAGAAAGUCUAUUGAGUCUCCUUCACAGACGUCUAUAGACAGUAGGGAUGGUGAUGAGCAUGUAGUUACUGAAACAAGCACUCCUGCAGACAUAUCUUUAAGAAGCACCCCAGAGCCCAGUCAUCCAACUCCACCCUCCACCCUUAAUAUUGACCCCACCCAUGAGCCCCCAUCUCAGACAAUGGAACAUGAAUCACCCAAUCAAGCAGCACCUGCCGUCCACCAUCCUGGUAAUGACAGGGUGUCGAACCUUGAGUUGGAGAACAAGCUAUUGAGGAAAGAGGUGUCGUCACUCAAUGAAGAAAUGGUUUCACAACUGCAGAGAGCUAAGGAUGCAGAAAAACGAGCACAAGAAACAGAUCGGCACCUUGACCAUGCUCAACAACAGCUGUCAAUCAACGAGGGCAUCAUUCGACAGCUGCGUCAAGCAGAGGAUGACUUCAAUGAGGCAUUAUCUGCUAAGGACUCACAGCUGGCUGUGUUGAGAGUACGAAUUCAGGAAGUAGACCAAGAACUGCAAAUCACCAAACAUGCUCUUCAGGAGCACCAACUUGAUCGUGAAAGGCUCCUUCAAGACCAUACAGACUCUGCUGGUGUGCAUAGCCAUGCUCUUGAUGUUAUGAAAGAAAGACUAGAGGACGCAGAACGCAAGCUGGCGAUGGAACUAGAGGCACGACACAAUGUGCAGCAAGAGUCCAUGGAUAGGCAGAACAGACUUGAGCAAGAACAACAAUCAAUGGCGGAAUCCAUGAAAACACUACAGAAGAAAGUCCAGGAAGAGAAAAAUAAAGCAAGUGAGCAAACUGCAGCAUUGAAGAUGGCAAAAGCCAAUCUUGAAGCUGCAAGACAAGAAAUGAAGGACUACAAAGAGAAAGCUGGAAGAAUUUUACAGGCCAAGGAUAAAGUGAUCAGCACCUUGCGCGAGGGUAAGCAAGGUGACGAAUCCAUGGGUGCCGUGACAUCAGCAGAAUUUGAUGAGGUUUGCCAAGAACGGGAUGCCCUAAAAGAAGAAUUGAAUCAAACGCGGUACCGCAUGGAGCAGGUUAAGACAGACCUACAGGAUGCAGAGCAACACCAGCAAGCAGAGGCUGAUAUAGCACAGGAGAAGGUGGAAGGCCUAGAGAGUGCACUAGAUGAGGAGCGCAAGAGACGAGAGGCGUGUGAGCAGGAAAUAAGACAACAUAUGGAGGAUCUGCGCUUCUCUCAGAGUGAGCUCCAACGAUCAAAGACCAGCCUUAUGAAUCAGAUCCAGGAACGAGAAACAGAAAUCCAGCGAUUGAAAAACCAGAUUGCUACUAAAGCACUGACGUCAACAAGCGAGGCUGAGCUGGAGAACAGAGUACGUGCGCUGACAGAGAACUUGAUCCAAAAGCAGACAGUCAUCGAGGCGCUCAGCACCGAAAAGAACUCCCUUGUGCUACAGUUAGAGCGACUAGAGCAGCAGUAUCGGGACGUGCAGGCUUCAGCGAACAGACACAUGAAUGCAACAGCCAUGCAUAUGGGAGAUGCCGACGACAGUGACGACAACACACUGUCUCGAGUGAAGUCGAUAGCAUCGGUUAUGCCAUCACAAAUAAACGAUUCGCGAAGAGUCAAGCGAGCCGUCAACGAGAUCGACAAGUGCAGUAUCCGUCUUGGUUUAUUCCUAAGAAGGUACCCCAUCGCGAGAUUAUUCGUCAUACUUUACAUGGUCUUGCUUCACGUGUGGGUCCUGGUCGUCCUUAUGACGUACAAACCUGAAAUCCACACAUCAAAUUCUCCCGGACUACCACAGGGACCCCAGUAGCACAAGUGUCAACUAAAUAAGAAACGACUGAAAAACCAAAUUGCAGGGGACCUCCUUCGCGCAAGGAAUGAGAUCAUCCAUCAUGAAAGACAGGAUCAAGAGCCAUGACAAAACCCGAUUAUGUGGGAGCCCACCCACAGUGACUUCGCUAAAUCAGGUGUUUUUCCUGCUCAGGAAAGGGUAAAUGGGUCAGGUGUGAAGAGGGAUGGGCAUUAGCGUCAUACCACAACAAACCCACGACACGUGCGCCCGCUGGGCAAGGAGCGGUUAUUUAGCCUUUUCCAAGUGUGGCAGAUAGCUACGUCUGACACGUCUAAUGAUUUUGUGGAUAGCAUUUUUUGUGAACGCGUACACUUGUUUUCACAAAGAUUUAGAUAUAGGGUAGAAGGGUAAGCUGUGUCAAAAGAGUUGCACGACUUACGCGCAAGCAUUCGGAUGUGCUCACAAUCGGGUAUUUAAAAAUAAUGUAAAAAUAUAAUGGAAAAUAAAUUAUGAUUAUCGACCUUU